Molecule: messenger RNA, 7837 nt
Organism: Mugil cephalus (flathead mullet)
Lineage: Eukaryota; Metazoa; Chordata; Actinopteri; Mugiliformes; Mugilidae
Product: centromere protein F
Exons: 18
Coding region: 241-5067 (1608 amino acids)
Biological process (GO): mitotic cell cycle; metaphase chromosome alignment; regulation of G2/M transition of mitotic cell cycle
Cellular component (GO): nucleus; chromosome, centromeric region; spindle pole
Molecular function (GO): dynein complex binding; microtubule binding
Source: RefSeq, a predicted model, not a curated record
UGUUGGCCGUCAGCUGCACGAGACGCGCGGCAUCUGGUCUGAGAUGUGAAAGCUGUCAGCUACAGCUACAGCUAGCUCCGGUUCUACCUGAAAACACGUUUGAGUCCCUGGAUACGUAGGAGAAGUAGAGGGUUACUCAUGGUUACCGGGGUAACUUUAAACUCAGCGGUGUGAGAAGAGGCUCCGAGGCGGCUGGUGUCCUUCGUAACUCUGUGAAGUGAAUGGCCCAGGCAGGUAGAGAUGAGCUGGGCUGAGGAGGACUGGACGGUGGGACUCUCUGGACGGGUCCUGCAGAAGGUGAAGGAGCUGCAGAUCCAUCAGGAGCGACUGUCCAGAGAGAACAAGCAGAAGCAGCUGCAGCUGGACAACAUCCAUACCAACCUUGAGAAACAAACUGUGAAGUAUGAGGAGGUGCGUGGGGAGCUGCAAUCUGUUCAGAGGGAGCUCCAGAGCGUUCGGGAGGAGGCCAAGGCGGCCGUGACUGGCAGGGACCGGCUGACCCAGGACCUUCAGACCAAGCAGGCCCAAGUCUGCUCUUUGGAGGGCCAGCUGGAUGCUGCUCGUAGCCUCAGCAGCAAGCUGACCCAGGAAGUGAAGAGACUGGAGGCCGAGCUGGAGAAGCUUCAAAACAGCCGGGCAGCAGAUACCACUCUGUUUUCUACACCGUGCUGGAAUACAGCCUCGCCCUGGGAAAACAAUGGGAGCAGAAAUGAAGAGAAGACAGGGCAGCGAGAUGAAGGACAGAGCCGGGUGCUUCACAUUCGGCGCCUCCAGUUCUCCGACGUGCCCUCGGCUUCGUCGCCACAACAGCAGAAGGUCACGCCCCACCGCCACCCUUCCAACCAAUCGGAUGUCUUCUCCACUCCCUCGGCUGCGUUUCCAUGGGAACGGGAUGACUCCAGGCCGGCAGCCAGGAGGCGGCAACCGCCCUCUCCCCUGACGGCCUGCACGGACGGCGCAAAUCAAGCCCUACCAGAGCAAAGGGUUUGUGGGAAGGAUGAGGAGCAAAGGGCGGACACAGAGAGAUCCUUGUCGAAAAUGCGGAGUCACAUCUCGGCUCUGGAGGAGCAGCUGUCCACGAAGACGGGAACGCUGAAGGCCGUUCAGAAUGAAGUGGCGCAGAAGACGAAGGAGCUCGCUGCCAAGGAGCUCAGCCUGCAGAGAGCCCGGGACGAGCUGAGUCUGGCGCACACACGCAUGGCGCAGGACAGCGAACGGGUGUCAGGAGCUGAGCAGAAGCUGAAGCACCUGCAAGAGGAGCUCAAGUGUCAGAGGCAAAACGCCGAGAGCAGCCGAGUGCAACACCUGCAACGCACCAAGGAGCUGGAGAAACAACAUCAGAGAGAUCUGACAGAGCAGCAGAGGGAGAGGCAGAGUUUGGAGAAGCAGCAUCAGCAGGAGGUGAAUAAGCUCAACCAGGAGCUCCAGCAGGCGAGGACGCUGCACAACGCCCUGCAGGCCCAGGCUGACAAGCUGUCUCUGCAGAAGCAAGUGUUGGAGAAAGAGUUGGACACUCAGAAAGAGAAGCUGAAGUGGACGGAGGGACAGUUGAAGGAAAGCCAGAAGAAAGAGACGCAGACACAAGCCAAACUGACGGAAGCGGUGCGUGAGGCGGAGGGUGUGGCUGUGAGCCUGGAGCAGAGCAGGAAGAGGGAGCGAGCUCUGGAGGAGGAGGGGAGGAGGCUGGUGGAGGAGCGAGCCGACACCCUGCGUCUCCUCAAAGAACUACAAGAACAAAAAUCUGCUCCACAACCCGUCCAGUUUUGCCCGGUCGUUCAAAGUUUUCCACCUCAGUCUUCAGUUUCUCAUUCUCCUCGACCUCCUGCCCACACCAAGAGGUCUGCUGCUACACGACCUGACCAGAGGAGGGAAGAAGAAGACAAAGAGCGCACAGCACCGUACCCUCCUGACAGAGAACCAGGAGAAGGAAUAGACUCUGAACACAUCAGUGUCAUUAUCUCCCCAGACACUGAGUGUUUACGAAGAACAGGGCACAGAAGGAAGAGUAAUGAAGAGGAGAACGAGAGUAAUAAUGAGACGAUGAAAAGUGACAUCUCUGGUCCAAACAACAGCGGUUCCUCUCACUCUGCUGACGACAUCCCCAUCAAACCCUCUAUGGAUGGUGAUCGCGUGACAGAUCCCGACUGCAAACUGACGCAAACUCUGAUGCUUUCUGCCGAAAAGACACCUUCUCUCACGUCCGAGCACCCCGCCCCCUCCGAAGACCUCAAGAGGGAGAACGCCAUGCUGCAGUCUGAGCUCCAAGAUGUGCGUCAGGAGCUCCAGAAACGACUAGAAGACCUCGAGUCCCAACGACGGGCUGAGGCAGAGGCCAGGACUCGUCUGAAACAGCUCAGCCGCAAACAAGCCAGCCAGGCCGUGGAGAGGGAGGAGAAAGACAAGGAGUGGAAGACUCAACUGGAGAGUGAAAGGGCCGAGGCAGAAAGGCUGAGGAAGGCCGUGUCUGCUCUGGAGGUCGAGAUAAAGAGAAGAAGCAAUGAAAGAGACGAGGAGGGGGGAGAGGAGAAGGAGGAGGAGAAAUCUAAGGAACUGGAAGACAGGGAGACUGAAAUGAUAGAGCUCAAUAUCCAGCUGAAGAAGCAGCUCGUGGAGGUGAAAGCACAGCUGGCUUUGGAGCGCGAGGAGAGAAACCAAAUGUCAAACUUAGACAUCGAUGAAAAGAAGGAGCUGAGCACGAAAGUGGCAGAACUUACUGCAGAAGUAGAAAACUUAAAGCAGAUACUAAAAGAAAACUCACAAGAAGAGGAGAGUCUCUCGGACGCCAACAGCCCUCUGACGUACCUGACUCUACACGACGACGAGCUCAACUCCAACGUCGUCGUCUGCUGCGACGACAACCUCCUCCCUUCACCAGAGCGGCACCUCCGCUUCUGCCAGUCCACCAACCAACGCAACGUGCAUGUGUCUCGGGCAGACCUGAUUCAGGAGGACCAGAGUGUGAUAGACGAUGAGCACUUGCCUCUGUCGGGUGAUGAUCAAACGGGUCAAGUGGUCGCUGACCUGGAGGACACCAGACAAAUCAGAGGCGGUGAGCUUGUUGCCUCUGAUUUGUCAAAAGAGGUGGAGCGGCUUCAGAAGGAGUAUAAAACGGAGAGGGAGCGUGCUAACCAGUACCAGGUUAAACUGGAGGCCCUGCAAAACCAGGUGACACGUCAGACCCAGCAGCUAACGAUGGCCUUCGAGAAUCAGAGUCUGCACAUCUCAGGUCUCCUGCAAGAGCUGCAAGAGAAGGAGAGCGCCCUCCUCAGCCAAGGAGAGGAACUGGUUCGAUGCAAGCAAGAGCUGGACGGCCUCAAGAAAGAAAAGGAGGAGGAGACGACGCUGACGGUCAAAGAGGCUGGUGAAGACGGAGAAAGAGGGGAACGAGGGGAUGAAAAGGUGGCAGAGAUCUCAAAGAGUCAGGAGAAGGAACGCGCUGUCACCUUUCACUCUACGAACGUAGCAGCACGUGACUCGAAUGCACCGAAAGAUACAAGUCAACGCGCGGUGGGGACACUGGAUGCUGAAAAACCUUCUCCUCGUAGCAGCGAAGCUGACGUAGCGCUGCGGUCAGGAGAACAUCCAGACUCUGUGGACUCAAACAGGACUCAGAGUCACCAUGACUCUGCUGGUGUGAUGGCAGAGGAUCAGUGCAUUCAACAGGGGGAAACAGCAGACAUGGCCACAGAACUGCUCGCUCUCCGCCGGGAAAAUCAGCGACUGAAACAAAGAAUAGAGGCCUGGACUGUCUCAGAAACCACAGGGCCAACAUUACAGUCUCACAGCGAAAACCAAGAGGACCAAAUCAAACAAAGCCAAAGCACCAUGAAAGUGUCCUCCUCGCCAGAGCCAGUGACACGUAGGAUGCAAACCACGACCGAGGGACCCGAGUCGCUCCUGAAGAAUGUGAAGAGGCUUGAAGAUGAAGGACAAGAUUUAGAAGUGGACGAUGAGACAACCACAAGAGCUGAAGAAGAGCUGGACCAAGAGUCUGAGGUCGACAUUGACCACCUGCAGCAACAGGUGGAGGCGCUGCAGAUGAAGAUUCGGGCUCUGUCCGUGGAAACGCAGCAGCAGACGGAGGAGCUCGCUAUGUGGAGACUGGCCUCGCAACCAGCCCCGACGUUUGACCAGUCCGGUCCAAACCAGCAGCAGCAGCAGCAGCAGACAGAUGAGCCGAUCCAAAGUGUCGAGGCUCCGGUUCAGGGACACACUGUGGUCCCUCAGAAGAGCCAGGACAACGUCACAGUCGUCAGAGAAGAUGAGUUAUACCUUAACUGCUCCUCCAACAAGCUGCAGGGUCGCUUGUUGUUCUCAAGACUCCAGAACAGCAUCCAUCCCGACCCAAAGAGUGACUAUCCCUCUAAAAAGAUGGACACUCCCAAGAUUGACCAGGAAUCUGAAAAAGAAAACCAGGAGAUUAACUUCUCACAGCGGUCACACGCCGCUCCAACGCAGCACAAAACACAAAAGAGAGACACUGAGCUCAUCCAGAUGUCACCGGAGAAAACGGCGCCGCUGCACGUAGCCAAAGAUCCUCAGAAAUCAAAUCAGUGUCACGCAGAGAAACUGGAGGCCAAACCAAACUCCUCCAGAGACACGGGUGAAUUAAACACGGCCUCAGACGUCAGGGUAGAAAUGAUAAGUGUCAGCAGUCAAACAGAGGACAGUCUGUAUCCCAGCCGUGUCACAACAGCGUGCGUGAACACACAGACUGAGGAGGAGGAGGAGGAUGAAGGAGAGCUAGUGGAUUCUCCUCCAGUCUCCCCUGUCCCUUUAUCUGAGGGGGCGAAGUCUGGAGAUAAAUUGUUGUUUUCGGGUUCUUUCCCCAUCCCGGCUGACCCGGCUCGUCUGGCUGAAAGAAUCCGUCGCAACAGGACGCAGCUGUCAGCCGCGUUCGACGACACAGAGUAUGAACCCUACGGUCUGCCAGAAGUCGUCAUGAAAGGCUUUGCUGACAUCCCCAGUGGUCCUUCGUGUCCCUACAUUGUGAGGAGAGGUUUGUUGGGGACAACGGUCGUUCCCGUCUCUCAGAAAAACACGAAGGAGGAGGAGGAGACUGAUUAAAGCACAGCAGCAGAUGUGGUGGAAAGAAGGGAUCUUUGAGGACGCCUGACGACUCAGCGCUCUUCAGGACCAAAUAAAGGUUUAAAAAAAAACAAAAAAAAAAAAGCUGCAAUCAGCCGUGGACCUCUGGACGUGUGAGUGCAGGUGACUGGGCCUGCACUGACAAAAUAAUAAACGCCUCCGCCGUGGAUCCAGAGACUUUUAAUGGUCACUAGUUGAUCCUCAGAUUGCUGCGUGGAGACGUAUCCGUUCAUCAUGCUGCCUUCACUCGACGCCCACCUGUAUAUUUAGUUAGAGAAGUGGUGAUUAAAUGAUGCUUGUUGAUGUUUCUUCACUUUCCCGAAGGGAUUGUUUAGUUUUUAGUAACUCGGAAUGAACUUACGAGCCAAGCCUCAGCUUACUUUGAAUGAAACAGUGCCUAGUCGGCGUUUUUCUAAACAAGCACUUGUCAAGAUAAGCUUGACUUGUUUUUCAAAAGGGCGAAGCCAAGAGAGGCCUGUUGUGGAAGCACGAUGUAUAUUUUUUUUCUCGAGGUGGCUUAUUUAUGGACACUUGAAUGUGUUUCGGUAAACGGCAGGUGUUUACAACAAAUGUGUGAAAGUGUGGGUGAGUGUGUGUGUGUGUGAAUAUGAACAUGCGUGUCAUCAUCUUGAUGUUACUGUUUGUAUAUGUGUGUGUGUGUGUGUGUGUGUGUGUGUGUGUGUGUGUGUGUGUGUGUGUGUGUGUGUGUGUGUGUGUGUGUGUGUGUGUGGGAGGGAGCGGGGUGAGGACAUGUCUAUGACUCAGUCUAACCUGCAUUGGUUUCCAAUCCAUGUAUGGUGAUGACACUGAGCUCCCUCUCUCCUCCAGCUCUGCCUCUCUGUCCUGCGUUAACAAGCAGCCGGUGUUGGUUUAACAACGAAUUCACCAAAAACCUGUGAAGCUUUAUUUUGUUCGAACACAUGUGCGACUCAUGACGGACGGGGCGUCGUUGAUUUGAUUAAUUGUGAGAGUUGUGUCUCGCGCCGCAGACGACACCCUCCUGUGUGUAAAUUUAGUAGCCGAGUUUGGAUUUGACGUCCUGUUAAAAGUCGUACCACUUACUUAAGAUUAGCUCACAGGAUACGUUUUCAUGUCUACUUAUAAUAAACUCUGUGUCGUCACAAUUGCCCGAUCAUUAGGUACGCUAGUUAAAAUGAAUGUGUUUGAAUGGAACAGUCCUGCACUAAAUCUAAGCUUUAUAAUAUAAGUUAUGAUGUUGAAACGGUGGUGAUUCACCUUUCGAUAAUUUUAGAGGAUGUAGUGAAACUGGAUUAAGUUAAACACUAAGAGUUUCUGUUAUCUAACCCGUUGUGUAACGUGGGGUUGUCAAAAUUAGUGCGACACAGUGCAGCUCGGUGGUACUAAAAAUGAUGAAGGAAAGAUCGAGCGCAGGACUGUUACAUAAGAACCGAUUGGUUGUAACUGGUGUACCUAAUGAUCUGGCAGUGAAUGUGUGUGAGUGUAUAUUCACAUUAGCUCAUGCACAUGGAAGAGUUACUGGGAGUUCACUUCAAAACCAAAGCUAACGUAACAUUUGGUCGUGGUCACACCAGAAGGUGGAACAGCGAAUUUAAUCUCUGCCUCUAGGAACUUCAGGAUCCUUGUUAUCAGUGACGUGGUUUAGCUGCAUGCUAACAUGCUAACGACUCCACAGUUGGAGAGUUUUCUCUCUCUGCUUCUUUAUCUCCUUGUCUUUUGGUUCACAAACAGUGACGGAAGAGUUCAAAUAAAACCUUCUGAUACUAAGAGUCAGUUUACACAUUUGCAUCUUUUGUGGGACAGUUAUCACAGUUAUCUACGCUCCGAAAGGAGAGGUUAAAUAAAUAGUGCGACGCAAGCUGAUAAGCUUCUGCUGCGUCCUCUGUUUUGGACUUCCUGCCUCCUUAAAACGCUGUCACUGAUGCCUCGACUUGGUGUCAGAAUUGACUCGGGAUUAAAUUUUAUGCUUGUCCACAAAAGCCUGGGAGCAAAACCACUGCUGUGAUUCCACUGGAAUAAAUUGAGCAAAUUAAUGUUGGUGUGACCAGGCCUUCAGCCAAAUCAAACGAGACCAAUGUUCAAGUCACAGUUGUAAAAAAACAAAAUACACAAAAGUUCCUCUUUAUAUUUUUCCAGAAUGUCUUCUACUUGCUGAGCUCUGGUGAUGGAUGAGAGCGAAAAAAGAGACGAGACUAAAAAUCUCAUCCUGUGUGAUUUUUCAGAAGCGUCAUGUUAGCUUUGAUUAUUAACGAUCAGUUACAUUAAAAACCGUUUUAGAAAGUUUAUGAUUUAAGUGACCAUUAACUUUUUUUUAAUUAUAAGUAAAUGAAGCAUGUGAGCGCUGUUGUGAAGACAUUCUUGAAAAAAAUGUGAAUGUUUCCUUUAGAAACUUGUGCUGACCAUUUGUAAAGGUAUUUGUGUUCGGAUUGGAGUGAUUUGGGUGUUUAGUGUUUACAUUUUAUUUAUACUAGUAGACGUAGUCUCCAGGUUGUGGCUUGUUGACUCGGUGGGGACACGGAGGACUGUUGCUGCUCUGAAUCAGUGCCGACGCCGUUCAUCUUCUACACGGACACGCGCAAACAAACACGCCUCACCUCCCUCUCAGCUGCCUUCAUAUCUCUGGGAUCUGUAGUCUUUUGGCGGUCUAACCCCGAGGAGGGAAAACUCACUGUGUAAUUUUAAUUUUUUGCCUUGUUUUGGACACUUUUUAUGUGAACGUAUCUGUGUAUUUGCGUUUGCGGCUACAAUAAAAGGCUUGCUGUUAAUUUAA